Spodoptera exigua (beet armyworm) is the source of this 369-nucleotide messenger RNA. The record is from the annotation of a GenBank genome assembly. Lineage: Eukaryota; Metazoa; Arthropoda; Insecta; Lepidoptera; Noctuidae.
AUGUUUAUUAGACUGAAUCGCAGUAAUAGUAGAAAACUUGUUAUGAGGGAGAGUUGGUUUUGGAUCAUUUACCGAGUGUCAGUGAUUAAGAGGUGUCAGUGGAGCUUAAUUGGUGGAAGCGAUCAAAAGUUGCGUAGUGUCGCUCUGGAGCCGGAUGCCGAGGUGGACAAGUGUGUCGGUGUCCGCGUCCGUUGCGAUUUCUCCCGCGUCACGCACGUCCGCGCUGCUCGCAUACUCGGCUACCUCUCGCCGCUGCCGCUGAUUGAUCCAAUUACUGAAUUACUGGAUUUGCAUGUGGUCGUAUUGUGGUGGUGCAGUGCACUGGCUAGUGAAAGUGAGCGUGAUGCGGGAGGCGCUCAGCUGAGCUGA